CUUCACUCUCUCUCUCUCUCUCUCUCUCUCUCAUGGAUUGGCCGGAGAAAUUCUUUUUUGUAGCAAUUCUGGUUUUGUUUGUAGCCAUUGAUGCAGCUCAGGCAAAUACAAUGGUGAGUGGCACCGUCUUCUGUGACCAAUGCAAAGAUGGUGAAAGAUCCCUCUUUGAUUACCCCAUCUAUGGAGUAAAAGUACAAGUGGCAUGUAGUGACAGUAAUGGGCAAAUCACAAUGUCAAGGGAAGAGACUACAAAUUGGUUUGGAAACUAUGCCAUCGGGUUUGAUGGGACACCAGAUUUGAGCGGCUGUUAUGCUCAGAUUUCUUCAAGCACAGGGAGUGGCUGUGUGGUUAGUGCUGGUCCUGCUCAAAGUCUUAGACUUGUGUUUAGAAUGUUUGACGUGGGGAUGUAUGUUGUGGACUCUUUGCUCACUCAGCCUGCUCAACCCAUGUCAUUUUGCCCCAAGUCAUCUAAUCCUGUGCCUGCACCGGUAACACCGGUUAACCCUCUACCUAAACCAGUGACGCCGGCAAGCCCUCCGCCUUUUAGGCUCCCCCCAAUGCCUCGAUUGCCUCCACUGCCACCACUGCCCUCGUUGCCUCCAAUGCCGCCGAUGCCCUUCUUAGAAGCUACAGCAUGCCCACAUCAACAGUGGACACUACCAGAGCACAAAUGCUACUGGAGGGCAGUGAACCCGAACACAAAGGUAGCCGUUAUUUUUGGACCGGUGGCGGCUGGGAGAUAUGGGACUGACCUCACAUUGUGGCAAGGCCUACAAGGAAGAGGAGACCCUUAUAGGACACUCCUAAGGGAAGGGAUCACUGCAUUUCUCAACUCCUACAACAGCCUUCAAUUUCCUUACAAUUCGAUUGUUGUGGUUCAGCAUUUGAAUUGGGGCUUGAUGGGCUCCAACAGAAAUGUCCUCCUUACAGGAUUGAGGUUCAUUAGGGCUAAUUCAGGUUAUGGGAAAGUCCCUUGCAAAUUUACUGCUUGCAAGUGAUUUGUGUUUAAGCUUGCUUCUAUGUUUAUCUUAGGCUACAAUUAUGUAUUUUCAUUUUAGAGAGAGGGAGGCCGAGAGUUGAACUCUGCUUAUUAUGAGUAUACAGUUAAAGUGCUCUGCCAUUGAAGCUAUAAGCUCUUGCGUAAUAUAAUAUGUACAAUACAUUUUUAUGUAUUGUAUUUUAACAGUA
Messenger RNA from Pyrus x bretschneideri (Chinese white pear), 1188 nucleotides. RefSeq lists its product as uncharacterized. NCBI's taxonomy places the organism in Eukaryota, Viridiplantae, Streptophyta, Magnoliopsida, Rosales, Rosaceae. Bases 33 to 998 code for a protein of 321 amino acids. The transcript has 3 exons. The record is from RefSeq and is a predicted model, not a curated record.